This is a messenger RNA of Drosophila biarmipes, 3436 nucleotides long. RefSeq lists its product as uncharacterized. Gene Ontology annotation, molecular function: UDP-glycosyltransferase activity. Lineage: Eukaryota; Metazoa; Arthropoda; Insecta; Diptera; Drosophilidae. The record is from RefSeq and is a predicted model, not a curated record.
AGGGUAAAAUGUGGUCGCCGUUGGUCGUUGUAAUCUUUCUGGCCCUGGCCCUUAGCCAACCGGAUGAGUCGGUGGAGGCCGCUGGUCCGCUGAAGGUGCUGGGCCUGUUCCCCCAUCCCGGGGUCAGCCACUUCCACUUCUUCCACCCCAUCAUGCGGGGUCUGGCCGAGGCGGGACAUGACGUGAGCGUGGUUUCCCACUUCCCGGACAAGCAUCCGGUAGCCCGUUACAAGGAUUUCCCCUUGACCGGGCUGGAAAAGCUGACGAACAGCGUGGAUCUCAAGUUAUUUGAGAAACGCACAUUCUACAACCACUUCUUGGAGUUCUUCCUCCUCAACGAGUGGGGGAAACAGGCCUGCAACCAGACGCUCCGCUCGGAGGCACUGCAGCAGAUCCUCAAGCGCCCGGGCCGCUUUGAUGUGAUCAUAAUGGAGCAGUUCAACACGGACUGCAUGAUGGGGGUGGCGCAUCAGCUCCAGGCUCCCGUGAUCGCCCUGAGCAGCUGCGUUAUGAUGCCCUGGCACUAUGAGAGAAUGGGAGCUCCUUUGAUACCAUCCCACGUCCCGGCACUGUUCAUGGCCCAGUCGCAGGACAUGGACUUUGGCGGACGACUGGCCAACUGGUUUAGCACCCACGCACUUAACUGGAUGUACAAACUCAUAUCAGUGCCUGCUGCCGAUGCCUUGGUGCAGUACAAGUUUGGCCACAAUGUGCCUUCGGUGGGUGAGCUGGCCAAGAACACAUCCCUGUUCUUUGUGAACCAACACUACUCACUGUCGGGACCCAAGCCCAUGCCCCCCAACGUCAUCGAGCUGGGUGGCAUACACAUCCAGAAAUCGAAGCCCCUGCCCGCCGAUCUGCAACGCAUUCUGGACAAUGCCGAGGAGGGAGUGAUCCUGAUCAGCUGGGGAUCCAUGAUCCGAGCGAAUUCCCUGUCGGCGGCCAAAAGGGAUGGCAUUAUAAGGGCGGUGGCUCGUUUGAAGCAGAAGGUUAUCUGGAAAUGGGAGAACGAUACGCUGCCCAACCAGCCGCCGAACAUGCACAUCAUGAAGUGGCUGCCCCAGCGCGAUAUCCUCUGUCAUCCGAACGUUAAGGUGUUCAUGUCGCACGGUGGACUCAUGGGCACCACCGAGGCAGCCUAUUGUGGCGUUCCAGUGGUGGCCACUCCCAUGUAUGGGGAUCAGUUCGUGAAUACGGCCGCCUUGGUGCAGCGGGGCAUGGGAACCAUCCUGAACUUCGAGGAUAUCGGGGAGAACUCGGUUAUGCGGGCCUUGAAAAAGGCCCUGGACAAGAAAUACUACGAUGCCGCCAAGGUCGUCUCCCACUCGUUCAACCACCGCCCCCAGCAGGCCCUGCAAACCGCCCUCUGGUGGGUGGAGCAUGUGGCCCAUACGGGAGGGGCUCCUCUGCUGAAACCCAGUGCAGUGGAGAUGUCCCGAUUCGUGUACUACUCCCUGGACUGCUAUGCUGUGUUGGCCCUGAUCCUGGGCAGCGUCAUCGGCAGCUGGGUGUGGCUCCUCCGCCUCUGCUGCAGAUCCAGUUCCUCCGACAAGACUAAGAGGGAUUUUGACCGUUCCGGAUCUCUCUCCCUGUGUGAGGUAAACGGCGGCGACUAUUUUUUGUGUUUGCUAAUUGCAUAUGAAAAAACAAAAAAGGAAAGUAUAGAAACUUGCAAUAGCAUUAUGUGUGUUCGGAAGGGUUUCUGCCUGCUGGCGGUACUUUCCCUGGUGGCUUCCAGCGGUUCCCUGCGCAUCUUGGGCAUUUUUCCCCAUCCAGCCAUGAGCCACUUCAAGUUCUUUCACCCAAUAAUGCGUGGAUUAGCCGAGGCCGGUCACAGUGUGGAUGUCAUCAGUCCCUUUCAGGACAAGGAUCCGCCAAAGGGAUAUACGGACUAUCUUCUGCCGCCCUCCAACCUAACGGACUCUAUUCAUUUAGAGGACUUCGAGCGCCCUUACCACUUCCUAUUCCAUUAUUUUGAGUUCUUCAUCGUGUAUAACAUGGGAAAAGAGGAUUGUAACACUACGCUGCAUAGUCGGGCCCUUUCUGAGGUCCUGAAGCAUCCCCCUGGUUACUACGAUGUCAUACUACUGGAGCAGUUCAACAGUGAUUGUGCGAUGAGUGUGGCUCAUGUGCUUCAGGCCCCGGUGAUUGGGAUGAGCAGUUGUGCCCUAUGGCCCUGGCACUACGAGCGAUUUGGUGCUCCUCUGAUUCCGUCCUAUAUAUCCGCACUGUCCCAGGGGCAAUCCCAGCAGAUGUCCUUUGCGGGACGAUUGGGAAACUGGAUUACAGUUCACUCGCUCAAUUUGCUGUACAAAAUCUUCUCAGUUCCUGCUGCAAAUGCUUUGAUCCGCCAGAAAUUCGGUCCCGGCUUGCCAUCCACGGAGGACAUGGUCAGGAAUACUUCUUUAAUGCUGGUCAACCAGCACUACUCGCUGAGUGGACCAAAACCUCUGCCCCCGAACGUCAUAGAAGUCGGCGGUGUGCACAUAAAGCCACCUAAACCUUUGCCCUCAGAUCUCCAGCAAAUACUGGAUAAUGCCUCCAAAGGAGUGAUCCUCAUCAGCUGGGGCUCUCAACUAAAGGCAAGUUCCCUUCCCACUGCCCGUCGAGAUGCUAUAGUUCGUGCCGUUGGGAGGUUGGAGCAGGAGGUGAUCUGGAAGUAUGAAAACGAUACGCUGCCGAAUAAGCCAGCCAAUCUGCAUAUCGGGAAGUGGCUGCUCCUUGCACACCCCAACCUGAUGGUGUUUAUGUCCCACGGCGGUCUGAUGGGCACCACGGAGGCGGUUUCCAGUGCCGUGCCCAUUGUGGGUGUGCCCAAUUAUGGUGACCAGUCCCUCAACAUUGCCUCUUUGGUUCAGCGAGGCAUGGCCCUACAGCUCGAACUCAAGAAACUGGAUGAAAAUACCGUCUAUGAAGCAUUAACCAAGGCACUGCAUCCAUCUUUCAAGGCAAGAGCCAAGGAGGUGGCCUCAGCUUACAACAACCGAGUUCAGGAUCCCUUGGAGACGGCCAUCUGGUGGGUGGAACAUGUGGCUGAGACGAAGGGAGCUCCGUUGACCCAACCAAGUGCAGUGCAUCUAUCCCGCUUCGUUUACCACUCGCUGGAUGUCUAUUUUGUGGUUGUCCUGAUCCUGCUGCUGCCUGUGAUGACCUUUAUCGGAUUAAUCCGAAUGUGUCAAAGGGGAAAGCCUAAAGGUGACCCCAAGCUGAAACGUAAAUGAAACUAAUCCAUAGACUUAGAUUAACUGGUUUGACCUUUUUCUUAAGACAUCUUUCGUUUCAAGCCAAAGCGAUUCAGUUUAUGUAUUUUCCUCUAUGAAAAUGUUUUUACUUAUUAACUUAAAAAUAUUUUGUUAAUAAGUCCUGGAGAACUUAACCAAAGCCGAAUGAAACGUUUUAAGCAGUUCACUUUUAAUACAAAUAUUUACAAAAAUCA